Messenger RNA from Dromaius novaehollandiae (emu), 630 nucleotides. RefSeq names its product NK3 homeobox 1 (gene NKX3-1). Gene Ontology annotation, molecular function: RNA polymerase II cis-regulatory region sequence-specific DNA binding; DNA-binding transcription factor activity, RNA polymerase II-specific. Gene Ontology annotation, cellular component: nucleus. The transcript has 2 exons. Gene Ontology annotation, biological process: regulation of transcription by RNA polymerase II; cell differentiation. Bases 1 to 630 code for a protein of 209 amino acids. The record is from RefSeq and is a predicted model, not a curated record. Lineage: Eukaryota; Metazoa; Chordata; Aves; Casuariiformes; Dromaiidae.
AUGAGCGCCGGGGUGCUGCCUCCGGGGAGGCCGGGAGCCCCCGGCAGCACGGCGGCGACGGGGGGCCAGCGGCAUCGGCAGGGCACCCCCGGCCUCGCCCGGCCCCUGACGUCCUUCCUCAUCCAGGACAUCCUGCGGGACGGCGGCGAGCGGCGGGAGCCCGGCGGCAGCCGGGGCGGCGGGGGGCCGGCGGGGGGUCCCGAGCGUCGCCCGGCCCCCGGCGGGGACCCUCGUCCCCGGGCGGCAUCGCCGCCCCGCACAGAGGCCACGGCGGAGCCCUGCGCGUCCGACCGCGGGAGGCCGCCGCCAGCCCCUCGCCGCCCGCCCAAGCGCGCGCGGGCCGCCUUCUCGCCCAGCCAGGUGCUGGAGCUGGAGCGGCACUUCGGGCGCCAGCGGUACCUCUCGGCCCCGGAGCGGGCGCGCCUGGCCCGGCGCCUGCAGCUCACCGAGACCCAGGUGAAGAUCUGGUUCCAGAACCGCCGCUACAAGACCAAGAGGAAGGAGCUGGCGGCCGAGCUGCGCGCCCUGGCCCCGGGCACCUGCCCGCCCGCCCGCCCCGGCCUCCCCGCCGCCGGCCUCCGCGGCCCCGGCCUCUGCUGCCUGGGCGCCUGGAGCCCCAACGCCUGGUAA